Hyaloscypha bicolor E is the source of this 3053-nucleotide messenger RNA. RefSeq names its product ATP-dependent metallopeptidase Hfl. The transcript is spliced from 2 exons. Lineage: Eukaryota; Fungi; Ascomycota; Leotiomycetes; Helotiales; Hyaloscyphaceae. Gene Ontology annotation, molecular function: metalloendopeptidase activity; ATP hydrolysis activity; zinc ion binding. Gene Ontology annotation, biological process: protein-containing complex assembly; mitochondrial protein processing. The coding region runs from base 131 to 2827 and encodes 898 amino acids. The record is from RefSeq and is a predicted model, not a curated record. Gene Ontology annotation, cellular component: m-AAA complex; membrane.
UCCCAGUUCAAUCAACCAACACCUCCACGCAUUGCGACCUACUUUCCGAUGAGACGUCGAUAGGAGUCACUGAAAUUACGAGCCAGGGGAUUGUCUCCUUUACGAACCCUCACAAUUCCCUCAAGCAAGCAUGAGCUCGAUACUACGGCAAACCAGCAGUCUUGCUAGAAUAUCAAGGUCCUCCCUUCAAUCCGCCGUGCGAACUUCUCUCCGCCCAACGAAUCACUCGCCGUUACUCUCUUCGCGGAUAUCUAUUCAGCAAGCGCGGGCAUAUGCCACCGAACCGAAACAGAACAAGAAGAAAAAUGGCGCAACGAAGGAUUCUUCGGAGGUAGCGGGGAAGAAAGGCACGGAGCCAUCCAUAAAGCCAGCCCCGGGGACGGAAAACCUCUAUAAUGGAGAAAGCUCACUUACGAAAAAUGCUGAGGAAUCCAGUGGGUCCAGCGAACCUCCUUUGGCUGAGGGCAUGACGAAAAUGAACCCGGAGGAUGAGGAAGCUAUUGGAGAGCUUCUGGAGACGUUGAAGAAGGGGUUACCAAAGGGACAAGUGGAGGUUAUUGAGAGGGCAUUUGAAAGGAUCAAACUUGAGGGAGUUCCGAUUGAAUUGAGGGAGUUCAUGGAUGAGAAUCGGGGAAAGCCACUGACGCUGGCGACUGCUGCCAAAUUGACGCGACUGACUUCGCAGAUGGCGAGGAAGCAGGCCGAGAGAGAUAUGGGCUUGGGGUCGAAGAACACAGAUUUUCAAUCGAGUGAUCCCAAAGGAGCAUCUGGUGGGGCCGGAUCUCCACCUCCAGGAGGGAACAAAAAGAGGAGUGACGGCAACAACCAGAGCAAUAAACAGCAACCGUUCAGUAUUGGAGACGUCAAGCUGGAUAUGAGUACGUUCUUGCUAUCGGCUUUCGUGUCCUAUCUGCUCUACAGAAUGGUUAUGCCAGGCGAAAGCAGGAGAGACAUCACAUACCAAGAGUUUCAGAGCACUUUCCUUAGUAAAGGCUUGGUUGAGAAACUGACGGUCACCAACGGUGGCAAAGUCAGAGUCGAUUUACAUCGCGAAGCCACCCAAUCCAUGUAUCCUGAUUCCCCAGCUGUCAACCCGAAUUUCCACUACUACUUCUCGAUUGGCUCUGUCGAAGCGUUUGAACGACGCUUAGAUGAGGCCCAAAACGAGCUCGGAAUCCCCACCUCAGAACGGAUACCAGUCAACUACGCUACUGAGAAUGAUGGUUGGGCAUUAUUGCUCAAUUUCGGACCUACUCUACUCUUCGUCGGUGCCAUCUUUUACCUCUCGCGACGUGCCACGUCAGGAGGCGGGGGAGCAAACGGAGUUUUUGGCAUGGGCAAGAGUCGAGCAAAGCAAUUCAACCACGAAACUGAUGUCAAGGUAAAGUUUGCAGAUGUUGCAGGUAUGGACGAAGCAAAGGCCGAGAUUAUGGAAUUCGUUGCUUUCUUGAAGACUCCCGAACAAUUUCAACGACUCGGUGCUAAGAUCCCUCGAGGCGCAAUCCUUUCUGGUCCACCAGGAACUGGUAAAACCCUUUUGGCGAAAGCAACGGCGGGCGAGUCUCAAGUUCCUUUCUUCAGCGUCAGUGGUUCGGAAUUCGUGGAGAUGUUUGUUGGUGUUGGUGCUUCGAGAGUACGAGAUCUUUUCGCCAUGGCAAGGAAGAACACACCUUGUAUCAUUUUCAUUGAUGAAAUUGAUGCCAUUGGAAAGUCCCGUGGGAAAUCCGGUGGUUGGGGUGGUGGAAACGAUGAGCGAGAAGCUACUUUAAACCAGAUCUUAACAGAGAUGGAUGGGUUCAAUACUACUGAGCAAGUCGUCGUUCUUGCUGGUACCAAUAGACCUGAUGUUCUUGAUAAAGCUCUCAUGCGUCCUGGCCGCUUCGAUAGGCAUAUUUCCAUCGAUCGACCAACUAUGGAGGGCCGAAAACAGAUCUUCAUGGUGCAUUUAAAGAAGAUUGUUACCAAUGAGGAUCUUGAGUACCUUACUGGACGACUUUCGGCUCUGACUCCCGGUUUCUCUGGUGCGGACAUUGCCAACUGUGUCAACGAAGCUGCUCUAAUAGCUGCUCGAACAAGCGCCAAGUCAGUUGAGAUGCUCCAUUUCGAACAAGCCAUCGAGCGAGUCAUUGGUGGUCUCGAGAGGAAGUCCCUGGUUCUCUCACCUGAAGACAAGAAGACUGUUGCAUAUCACGAAGCCGGCCAUGCUAUCUGUGGAUGGUAUUUCAAAUACGCCGACCCGCUUCUCAAGGUUUCCAUCAUUCCCCGUGGCCAAGGAGCGCUUGGAUACGCCCAAUAUCUUCCUGCUGGCGACACCUAUCUGAUGAACGUGAACCAACUCAUGGAUCGUAUGGCCAUGACACUCGGUGGCCGGGUUUCAGAAGAACUGCACUUCGAAACUGUCACCUCGGGUGCUUCUGAUGACUUCAACAAGGUCACACGAUUGGCAACCGCAAUGGUUACCAAAUGGGGCAUGAGCAAGAAACUCGGCCCUCUGCAUUUCCAAGACGACGAGAACAAGCUGCACAAGCCGUUCGCGGAAGCCACUGCACAAACAAUCGAUUCGGAGGUCAGGAGGAUCGUGGAUGAAGCUUACACGCAAUGCAAAGAUCUACUCACAGAAAAGAAGAAGGAAAUAGGGAUCGUCGCGGAGGAAUUGUUGGCAAAGGAAAUGCUGGACAGAAAUGAUAUGGUGAGAUUACUUGGUCAUCGACCCUUUGAUGACAACAAGGAAUUUACCAAGUACUUUGGUGGAAGCCAAAUGAGUGCACCGCCUCCCUUCCCAACGGAGAAUACGGAUAGCCCUGCCGAACCAGGCCCAGCUGUGUAAAAAUUCUCAAACGAAAAGGAUAGGAGACUUGUAUAGGCAUUUUUGGGCGUCAAGUGCAUUGGCAGUGUGUUACUAUUGCGGCGCAUAGAAAGAAAUCUCACUUCACUCAACACUUUUCUUUCGUUUGAAUUGUGAGGUGGUGUCAUGUGUACAGACAUGACUUGUAACUUUUAGGUCAGAAUACUAAAAUGUAAAUAAAGUCCGCGUAAGUUCACAUGAAUAUGAU